Messenger RNA from Nematostella vectensis (starlet sea anemone), 2542 nucleotides. Its product is annotated as zinc finger protein 665-like. The record is from RefSeq and is a predicted model, not a curated record. NCBI's taxonomy places the organism in Eukaryota, Metazoa, Cnidaria, Anthozoa, Actiniaria, Edwardsiidae. The transcript is spliced from 3 exons. Gene Ontology annotation, molecular function: RNA polymerase II cis-regulatory region sequence-specific DNA binding; DNA-binding transcription activator activity, RNA polymerase II-specific. Gene Ontology annotation, cellular component: nucleus. The coding region runs from base 139 to 954 and encodes 271 amino acids. Gene Ontology annotation, biological process: regulation of transcription by RNA polymerase II.
AUUCCCUCGUGACAAAUUGGUCACAAGAGGAAUCUUCGUUGGGCUUCCUGUGUGUUUCACAAAAGAGAUCAAGAUGGCAGACCAGUCGCGUGGUGAGAAGGGACAGGAGUAGAGUGAUUCUAGCCAGGACAAUGGGUUAUGGGAGAUAAAAGUCAAGAGGAAAUCAUGGCAGAGAAGAAACCUAUAAAGCAACCUUCUGAUCAGUGUCAGAAUUUGAUAUGCACACAGGAAAUAAAAGUUGAGCCAGAACUAUUUGAUUUAAAAAGUAUUGUAAAGGAGACAUCAAAAGCAUUGAAUUUAUCUGAGAAACCAUACAAAUGUGAUGAAUGUGGCAUGGGCUUUAACCAAUCUGGAGCCCUGAAGAGACACCUAAGGAUUCACUCAGGACAGAAACCAUACAAAUGUGAUGAAUGUGGCAAAUGCUGUACCCUGCAUACACACCUAAAAACACACCAAAGGAUUCACUCAGGACAGAAACUACACAAAUGUGAUGAAUGUGGCAAGUGCUUUAACCGAAAAACAAACCUGAAGAGACACCUAAUUAUUCACUCAAGACGGAAACCAUACAAAUGUGAUGAAUGUGGUAAGUGCUUUACCCAAUCUGGUUCCCUGAAGAGACACAUAAUGAUUCACUCAGGACAGAAACCAUACAAAUGUGAUGAAUGUGGCAAGUGCUUUACCCAAUCUGGUUCCCUGAAGAGACACAUAAUGAUUCACUCAGGACAAAAACCAUACAAAUGUGAUGAAUGUGGGAAGUGCUUUACCCUGCAUACACACCUUAAGACACACCUAAGGAUUCACUCAGGACAGAAACUACACAAAUGUGAUGAAUGUGGCAAGUUCUUUACCCGAAAAACAAACCUGAAGAGACACCUAAUUAUUCACUCAAAACGAAAAUCAUACAAAUGUGAUGAGUGUGGAUUCAUAGCUUGUCCUCGGCGCCCAACGCAAUAAGCACGAUGAUAGCGAUGAUGAUGAGCAACACGAUACACAUCCGGGUGUUUUGCCACCACAUCUUCUUGCGCAGGCGCGAAGAAAAAUGGUAACCAAUGAGGUAACUGCUUGAAAAAAAGAAUUCAUCCCCCACUUUCUAUGGGGCGAAUUAGAAAUUCCAGGUACGAGGGGUCAUAACUCUUCUCUGGAAUCCCACAACAUAGUGUUUAAGCGACCAAGUUUGAGUGAUUUAAAAAUGGCUGAAUAGUGGCUCGGUUAGUGGUCUCUUGAUAUCUGUUAAGAGAUUGAAACAACUGUGGGUAAGAGACAUACCAAUAUUUUUGGUCAAGACAUCUUUUACUUCGUCAACUUCUCGCUGGACCUUGUUAGCAUCACCACCAGCUCUUCCUGGGUCAGAGUACAAGGCCUGACAAAGACCAUCCACAAGUUACGGUACUAUCACAUACUAUAUGUACCAUUCUACUCAGGCGCGUUCCAAAGAUUGGCUGAGAGGGGGGGGGGGGUGCAGUCAUAGGUAUUAUAUGGAAGAAGAAUAGUAUUUUAAGAUUCCUUAAUAAGAAAUGACCCACUUUUUGGUGGCCAAUGGGUGGUGCGCGCGCACCCUGCGCACCCCCCUGUGUAUGUGCCUGCUACUCAUGUUUAGAUGGGGCAACUUCCAUGAUCGAUCAAAAACUAGUAUAUGAUCUAUCAUGGAACUUUUUACAUAAAUGUUGUACCAGCAAAGUUCUCUGAAUUUCUUGUAAUCUCUGUCUUUGUUUAUCGAAGGUGGCAUAUUUAACUGAAUAUACAGUUUUCUAACAUAUGGCCCUCGGUCAGUAAGCACUGUCACUGGGGGUGGUCACUGCCAGAGGGUUAAUUGCGUCCCCAGUGGUUCUUUUACGUCCUUUCUGUUCAGGUUAAUGUAGAGCAGCUUGAAGAGACGGGACCUCUGGUUUAGUUUCCUUAUCCCAGAAGACUGGAAACACGGGAGAAUAACUUCAACUCACUUGUGACACAAAUUCAAAUCAAGACAAAAACCCGUAAAAAUCCCCAGUUUGAGCCAGGAUUCGAACCUGGGCCACCUUGGUGAGAAGCCGCGAGCCUCUCACUAGGCCACCCGUGCUUCCUCGCAUUUUAUAUAAAUACUACAGCAUAUUAUAUAAAUGGAAUCAAGUUGGAAUCAAGCAAUAUGGCUACAAGUGGAUUUAACAUCAUCUUUACUGGUUUGUUCUUUGUUGUGAAGCACUGAGGUAUAAAUUUCAUAUGUAAAUAAGUUAAAUAUUUUCCAAUUCUUCACAUUGUAAUCAGUUUACGGAUAUUUGCCAACAACAGCGUAUGCAAUAAAAAAAAACUUGGAAAAGAGUGCGCAAAUCUAAGGAUCCAGGAAUUUUUGAAAAGUUCAGGAAAAUGCGCCAGCGGGUUAAGAACUGGAUGCGAUCUAACCUCUAGGCCUACUUUACGCGGAUUUCAUCUGAAGCUCUUUCGAACUCUAAACCAUUCUAGUCCUUUUUAAAACUCAAAUCUCAGCGCAACACCGGAGGCAGCAGUGACUUGGCUAAGGCGGAAGCCUUUCCCUCGCCCCAUGACAGGUAAUCCGGAAUCCGGAAUC